This is a messenger RNA of Selaginella moellendorffii, 2117 nucleotides long. RefSeq names its product ABC transporter D family member 2, chloroplastic. Lineage: Eukaryota; Viridiplantae; Streptophyta; Lycopodiopsida; Selaginellales; Selaginellaceae. The transcript is spliced from 11 exons. Gene Ontology annotation, biological process: transmembrane transport. The record is from RefSeq and is a predicted model, not a curated record. Gene Ontology annotation, cellular component: membrane. Gene Ontology annotation, molecular function: ATP binding; ATP hydrolysis activity; ABC-type transporter activity. The coding region runs from base 200 to 2077 and encodes 625 amino acids.
UGGUCUAUGUGACGUCUGAUUUUACUGAUACCAUUGAUUUUUUUCUUCCAGGUAAGAACUGGGAGGAUUUCACGAAGCAACUGAUCUACUAUAUGAAUCUCAUGAGUUGGGAUUUUUAUGGAGGGAUCCACAGGACCAUCCUUUUAAAAAGAGAUCAAGCUAGGAGUUGACUGGAGAACAAUUCUAUGCUAGAAACGCCAUGGCGUUUGCAGCGUUGGCUCCAGAAGUGUCAUCGAGACGGCACUACAACCAAGGCCUUGAUUCUGCUCGCUGCAUAGUUCGAUCCAGGAUAUCGUUUCUCAAGCUUCGCCGAGUCAAUGCUAUUGCUCUGGAAGCAGCAGUGAAAGAAGAUCCGGAGCAGUUGUCCCCAUUGAUAACACCAAAACGAACUACAGACUUUCAAACACUUUUUCGGAGAUUUUGCAAAGUUGCUCAACCUUACUGGCUCGACUCCAAGGAGGGAAACCAGGCAAUCCUCCGGUUAGCGAGUGUUUUUGCUCUUACGCUUGCUUCCACGGGGACGAGCGUGGCAUUUAGCUACCUUGGAAGGAGUUUUAACAACGCCUUGACAAAUAAGAAUCGAGAGGAGUUUGUCAAGCACCUGAUCUAUUAUUUGGGGCUUAUGGUCGCAGCACUUCCGGUUUAUGUAAUCCGCGGAUACGCACGAGACACUCUUGCUCUUCGAUGGCGAGCUUGGAUGACGAAACGCUACAUGGCUCAGUAUUUUUCUCAGAGAUCCUACUAUAACAUUCAAUCUCUGGCACUCAUAGACAAUCCAGAUCAGAGAGUUGUGGACGAUAUCGGCUCGUUCACUCGCACGGCACUUAUAUUUACCAUGACUUUGUUCCAUUCCAUCACCGAUCUGGCGUCUUUCAGCGGAAUUCUAUACAGGAUUUAUCCACCACUGUUUGGUGUCUUGCUUGUUUACUCCAUUGGUGGCACUGGAAUUAGUUUCCUACUUGGAAAGGAUCUCAUGAACUUGAAUUUCGUCCAAGAAAAGAGUGAGGCAGAUUUUCGAUUUGGAUUGGUAAGAGUUCGAGAAUCUGCGGAGUCCAUCGCGUUUUAUGGGGGAGAAAAGGAUGAGCUUCAGUUGCUGCUGGAACGUUUUAAGCAAGCUUUUUCCAACUACAGUAAACUACUCAUAGCUUCGCGAAACCUAAGAUUUUUCCAAAUUUUUUACAACAACUUGAUCCAAAUCCUGCCCGCCGCCGUGGUGGCUCCGUUCUACUUUGCUGGAAAAGUCGACUUUGGGAUCGUCAGUCAGUCUUUCCAUGCUUUCAGCUCUGUUCUCUACGACCUCUCCUUGGUUGUGGACGAGUUUCAAUCGCUUAGUUCCUUCUCCGCGGUUGUAGAUCGCCUUGGUGAAUUCAGUGACAUAUUGGAUGAACAAGGCGUAAUGAAUGCUUCGGAGCUAAUCACCAUCAAAUCGAUCGAGACCACGGAAAGCGAGGAUGAUCGCUGGACAAAAUCUUCUGACCAGGUAACUGGCCCCAGUGGAAGUGGCAAGACAUCGUUCUUAAGAGCUAUCGCAGGACUAUGGAAAUCCGGGCAAGGAACCAUAGCAAGAAACUCUACCAUGGAUGUAUUCUUCGUGCCGCAAAAGCCAUACAUGACUCUUGGAACACUCCGGCAACAAUUGCUAUAUCCAACUUGGAGCACAGACGGGGAGAAAAAACACGAUCAAGAAUCCAAGCACAGCGAUACCGACUUGAUGGAAGUCUUGCGUAGAGUGAAGCUUGAACAGCUCCUGGAACGCUCGUUUCACUUGGAUGCGAAUGCCGACUGGUCCAGUGUCUUGUCACUGGGAGAGCAACAGCGCCUGGCUUUUGCUCGAUUGCUUCUAUCAAAACCAAAGCUUGCGCUCCUGGAUGAAGCAACCAGUGCCAUAGACGAAGCAACUGAGGCUUACUUGUAUCGACUUCUCCUAGAAUCGGGAACUUGUGUGAUGAGCGUUGGCCAUCGCAGCACGCUUCAUGAAUUCCACACGCACUUGCUCUUCUUUUCCCCGCAAAUCUCCGGGACGAGUAUCUCGGAGUGGUCAUUACACGACCUUCCUCAAAGAACCAGCUUUGAGUAGCAGUAGUUCUUCAUCCAUUGAAGUGAAUAAGUGGAACACU